ACUUAGUCUCACUACCCUCCUUCUCUCCACCCCUAUUCCACCAUGGCUGACGACACCGAGGCCUUUGACGCCCUCGAGAAGGAGGCCAAGGAAUUUAACAAGGACGCCGAGAUCGACCGCAUCCUCAAGGCCUUCAAGCUGGACGCCUAUGCCGUGCUCGACCUGCAGCCGGGCGUGCCCGAGUCGGACAUCAAAAAGAUGUAUCGCAUCAAGUCGUUGCUGAUCCACCCGGAUAAGACGAGCAACCCUUCGGCGCCCGACGCCUUCGACCGCCUGAAGAAGGCGCAGACGGAGCUGAUGGACGAGAAGACGCGCACGCGACUGGACGAGGCCAUCGCCGACGCGCGCAUGCUGCUGAUCCGCGAGCGCAAGUGGACCGUCGACGAACCGGAACUCAAGACGCCCGAGUUUGCCAAGGACUGGCGCGAGAAGACCAAGGAGGUGCUGAUUGACAACGAGCUCAGGCGGCGCAAGCAGAUCAAAGCGCAGAUGCAGGAAGAGGGCCGGCAGCAGCGCAAGGAAGAUGAGGAGCUGGAGGCGCGCAAGCGCAAGCGCGAUCACGAUGAGGCAUGGGAGAAGACGCGCGACCAACGUAUUGGCUCAUGGCGCGAUUUCCAAAAGAAGGGCGCCCAGGACAGCGAGAACAAGAAGAAGAAAAAGAAGCUUAAGCCCAUCGGCUGAGGCUGCUCUCAUUUCUCCUCCCGUCGUGUCUUCUUUCCUUGCACCCUUGAUGCAUUGCAAAACGGGCAGACGGGGGCCAACGGCGUACGGCAUGCGACUAUGGACGAGUUGCUGGGCGUUUUUGUUCCAGGACAUGGAUACUACAUACCCUUGCUGUGAAGAAACCACAGUAGUACAUCACGAAUAACGACUCUACUUUG
This is a messenger RNA of Aplosporella prunicola CBS 121167, 881 nucleotides long. RefSeq lists its product as uncharacterized. The transcript has 2 exons. The record is from RefSeq and is a predicted model, not a curated record. The coding region runs from base 43 to 681 and encodes 212 amino acids. Lineage: Eukaryota; Fungi; Ascomycota; Dothideomycetes; Botryosphaeriales; Aplosporellaceae.